This is a messenger RNA of Monomorium pharaonis (pharaoh ant), 5005 nucleotides long. Its product is annotated as protein escargot. Gene Ontology annotation, biological process: regulation of DNA-templated transcription. The record is from RefSeq and is a predicted model, not a curated record. Gene Ontology annotation, molecular function: DNA-binding transcription factor activity, RNA polymerase II-specific; RNA polymerase II cis-regulatory region sequence-specific DNA binding. The coding region runs from base 1689 to 3257 and encodes 522 amino acids. The transcript is spliced from 2 exons. Lineage: Eukaryota; Metazoa; Arthropoda; Insecta; Hymenoptera; Formicidae.
AGUUAAAUUUGUAACAUAUUUUGCUCUCAUUAAUGAAGCAUGAAACGUAUCAUUACAUUUUAAAAGCGACGUUACACAAAAAUUCAUUACAGUGACUAUAAAGAAUUUAAACGCUAAUUUUUCCAAAAAGAAUACGCAUUUUAUUCUAUUUUAUUCUUAUCUUUAUAUAAAUUACAAAGGGAGAGGAAAGUUGCUCGCAAACAGAGCAAUAGAAAUCGAAAAGUUGAGAAAUCGUUUCUAUAUACUUUGAAGAGAAAUAGAAGAGAACGUUACCGUAUUUUUUUUUACACACGCAGGUCACGUGGCGGAUUCUCAAAUAGAACGCCGCUUCUUCUUUCGCGCAAAAAUGGCCGGCGAUCUAACGUGAAUCUGCUGCUCGCGCAUGAGGGGAUAGAACGCUCGCGCGAGUACGCGUGCCUCAGUGCACAUGCUCACGAACGCACGCGCGUGUGUGUGUAUGUUCCCAGCGCGCGUGGGCGAUGCUAUGGCACGCGACACGACCGUUACACGUUCGGACUGGCAACGUGGGUCGACGCGGAAGAGGGGGUGAAAUUCAGAAGGGGAACAAGAGGUGAAUUGCAGCGCUCCACGCACACACGCAUACACACACGCACACAUGUACAUACCACACAUACGCACGCGCGCAUACGCGAGACGCAAUACGCGCGUAUCAGGUAGGGGCACAAAACAGUCGACGCGACAACCACUCUCGCACAAAGAGCGAGAGAAGGAACGGUGCCUGGAGUUCAGGUAGGCCGAACGGAAAUUCGAAUAAAAAACGCGAGUCGCCGAGUUCUCGCGCGGAGGGGGUCUAAUGUACCCACACGCGCGCGCGAACGCGAAUCCUUGAUACACGUGUGUGCGCGUGGAGAGGGUCCUCUAAGAGGGGUCAUACAGCAUCUGCUCCUAUAGAACAACAUAUAACAUACACACAUUGAAACUCGCAGAGCGUGCAAGUGUGAGAGAGAAGGAGAGAGAGAGAAACGGUGGAAGGGAUGAAAAAGGAAGGACGUGGAGCGUAGCGGACUAUCGCGUUGCACUCACGAACAUCCUGCACCUUCCGUCGUUGUUGCUGAUGGUGGGGGACAGUUGGUGGAACACAUCUCUGGUCUAUUGGCUGGUGGCCCGCGACCGCCCGUCCCCCAUUGGCAAGCAACGAGGGGCCUGCGGGCCCGUAUUGGCUCGGCAGCACGUGCGGGCCACCUGCGAUCGGUUGGUGGGGCGACCUGUUAUAAGAGGCCCUGACACAACCCCCUGCCAGUUAGAGACCGGCUUGCAGCCGAAGCGUUCUGAGCCAGUCGCUGAGAUACAUUCCUUGCAUUUCCCUUUCGUGUUUCACGCGAGUCAAGAUUUGUCCAAGUCGCCUAACCGGUCAGUUGAAUUCGGACGAGCGCGUGGUGAACAUUAAUCUUAUUACUCUUUGAAGAAAGAUCGAAGUGCCGUUUCUUCUGUCUUUCAAAGAGGGAUUUUUGACUUAUGUGUGAAAUAGUGUAGUGACGUCGCAUAUUAUUGCCUUGCGAGACUUCGACAAAGGUGCGAUUAUUGGAUUAACGCUGUAAAUGACGGAUCUUCACACAAAAAGAGAAAGAAGAAGAGAGACGCUAUAAGCGUCUUCACAGUGGCAUAGCGUUAAUAAAUCACAAGAACGGUUUAAGUGUCUUUACGCAGUAUCAAAACACAGUGUCAAAAUGCUUGUCGACGAGGUGCCACACAACUUCAAGAAGAAUUACAAUUAUAGUCACUGCCCCUUAAAGAAGCGGCCGUUUUAUUAUACAUCUGAGGAUGAAGAAGAAGUUCCCGAAGCUAUCAAAGAAGAAAUAAUUGAUGUGGGAGUAGACGAUAUCCCUGAACCUGAAAACCUCAGUACAAAGCCCGAGGAUCUCAGCAGAACUGCGGAUCGUCAUCAUGGUCUUCCUCAUCAGCAACAGCCGCAACAGCAACAGCAGCAACAACAACAACAACAACAACAACAACAACAACAACAACAACAGCAAGAACAGGAACGCGUGUCUAGCAGGAUGACAGCUCCGAUUUUCAAGACGUCGCCUCCACCUUUAACGAUAGAGCCAUCCUCGCCGACGACUCAUCAUCACGCGAUGCACUACGUUCAUCAGUUACACUAUCACCAUCACUACCCGACCAAGACUAUCACGCCGCCAGCGGGAAUCGCGCCGACCCAUCAUCCGAUGGUGAAGAAGGCGCGAGUUGAAGUGAUUCAGCAUAACGACAAUUCCGCAACGACGCCGACGGCGGGUAUGACGGCGACGUCGACGCCGUUGCAUUUCAUGGCGAGCAAGGCACCUUUGGAGCCGUUGAAUCUAAAUCCUCCGGUAGAGCCGUUGACUCAUUACCCUACGGCAGCCUGGGCUCGCACGGGCCCGCUGUAUCCGUCGCAUUAUCUGCCGUACCCUCCACCUACCUAUCGCUAUCCUGGAGCGGAUUUGUACUCGUCAUAUCCGGUACCGGCAUAUCCGCACUCCUCGCCGGAACAUCACCCGUCAGUUUCGCCACCGCCUCACGGCGCACUGACCUGCUCGACGAUCCAACGACCUAUCGCUAGGAGUUAUCCUCAUUGGAGCAGCCCGGAUCAUUGCGGUUUGUCGCCUACUAGUUCUGUGGGUUCUGGCUCUCUGAGAUCUCCGCCUCCCGCGACGCCGGAGGAUCUCUCCUCGCCCAGCAGCGAGAGCGGCAGGUCGUCCGCCGGCAGUACUUCCGCCGGGACCACGAUUGUGAACACGAAAAUAGAGAAGAGCAGCCCGAGUACUGGCGCCAAUACUUCCUCUAAUGCGACGUCGUCCAGGUAUCCGUGCGCAGACUGCAACAAAUCGUACUCGACAUUUUCCGGCUUGUCGAAGCAUCAGCAGUUUCACUGCGCAGCCACUCAAGGCCAGUCAAAGAAGCCCUUCUCGUGUAAAUUCUGCAAUAAGGUAUAUGUCAGUUUGGGCGCGCUGAAGAUGCACAUUCGAACGCACACGCUGCCCUGUAAAUGUCAUACAUGUGGCAAGGCGUUCUCCAGGCCGUGGCUACUUCAGGGUCACAUCCGAACGCACACCGGCGAGAAGCCGUUCCGGUGUCAACACUGCAAUCGUGCAUUCGCUGACAGGAGCAACCUCAGGGCUCACCUGCAGACCCAUAGCGACGUCAAGAAGUAUUCCUGCGACAGGUGUAGCAAGACAUUCAGCAGGAUGUCAUUGCUUACGAAACAUCAGGAUGGCGGCUGUCCCGGCGUGCCGGUGUCAGUCGGCUAUUCUUGCUAAAGUUUCGCGUUUCUGUGACCCACGACAAACGUCGCUCGUUCUUAUUUCGCGGUCUCAAAGUGCCUUAAAAUGCAGUACAAAUGUCGAGUUAGUGAAGUCGGGUAGCUUGGUGAAUCGCAUGUGAAGUACCGAUUAAGCCUUUCGCCAUUAAAAAACUAAGUCUUAAAAAAUAUUCUCUGAAGAGUAUUUCGUAAAAAAAAAAAAAAAAAUUCUUGUUAAUUUUAACUUGAUUUUUUAAAUAAAACAUUAAAUUUUAUUAUUUUGACUCCCAACAAUGGCGAAAGAAUUCACAAUUCCACGUAUUCUCGUCAAGUAUACCAUUCGCUCGUAUCGAACGCACAUUAUUAAGAAACAAACUUAUCAGGCAGAUAUCUCAAAAAGUUUCGUGAGAGUUGGUUUCGUUUAUUAUUCUUCGUUGUAAAUAUCAAUGGUGCACGAAUGUGCAACAUACAACAAUUCACAAAAUACUUAUUCUCUCUUAUUUGUCAAAUUUUAAAUUUUAUCUGUAGAAGAGAAAUGAGUUUUUACUAUAAAUAUAAAAAAAUAAUAUAUGAUAAUAUGAUAUAUAAUAAUAUGAACAAAUAUAUUAUUAUAGUAUAUUAUUAUAUGUAUUAAAAAGUUUUAUCUUGGAAGAAUAUUAAUGAUUUGAGGUCUACAAUUGAGAUAUAAAGUUUUAUGACUAAUUGUAUAAGCGUGCUGACGAUAUAAUAGUACUUAGAGAUUAUUUCGUCCUUCCGAGAGAUCGGUCACGUCGCUCCGAGCACGUGCGAAAUAUCGAAUAUAAAAAGCUGCUCGAUUACCGCGUGAUGUGGUCCCGUGAAACUGUUGUGCCAUUUUUUCUAAGUUUUAUGCCAUUUUUUGUUUCAUUAGUUUUGAUGCACUCGAGCACAUAAAACGAAAAGAUCAAGAGAUAGGACGAUUUGCACGUUUUCUUUUUUUUCUGAGUUAUGUUUCGUUUCUUUUGUCGGCGUGCGAGCGCAUCCGAACAUUAUUAUUUAUUAUCGCGAUUUGAUCGAAACUUAUUUAUAUUAAUUACAGUCCUUUGUAGUUUUGAUGGAAAGAAAGAAAGGGGAAAAAACUAAAAUAAAAAGAGAAAUGAACGCGGGGCUUCAUUAAAAUAUCGAAUCAAAUGACGUGUUUUCGAAAACAGGCAUUUCAAGCACAAUCGACGUGAAUUUGGAAAAUGAAAUUUUCUCAAUGGUUGUCACGCUGGCGAUGCACCAAAGUGCCAUUCGCGAAAGCGCCACGUGCGCGCCGCGUCGGGUGGAAUCUCAUUCGCGCGCUCGCACGCGUUAACACGCGAAUUGUAUGUACAUAGUUUAGCGCUUAACGGCUAGCGAGUAAAUACGCACAAUACGAGUAUUAUAAUUUGCCUACAUUGGGCAACUGGACCGAUAAGAGCAGAAAAGAAGAGAUCUCGGCUUCGCACGUCGCAUUAUCAUUUUCUAUAUUUUGCGCAUUUCGCAAAUCCACCAUAAGUUUCUUGAACAAACUAGUCAUUGUAUUAUAUGCAGAGGAACAAAAGACUCGUUAUGAUUAUUGAAAAAAAUAUAGAGAGAGGUAUAGCUGUUAAGAGUGAGCCAUCGUUGUAUACUUUUACUUUUUAUCGUGCGUGUAAUUAGCAGCAUGGCUCAGGCGAGUACCACUAUUCCUAGUUCUGUAAAGGAAAUAAACUCUACUACUACGAAAUACAGAUAUUGCUUAUGUAUAGAGAUAUUUUAUACGAAAUAAAUUACGUGAAUUUUAAA